GAGCGGGGACAGCUCCGGUGCUGACCGCGACGCGGGUUUGCCGGGAGAGCCCGGGCGGGCGGCGGCGGCUGCCGGCGGGCGGGUGCGAGUGGCGGCGUGCGGGCGGCGGGGCCGCGCCCGGCCAUGAGGCACGAGGCGCCCAUGCAGAUGUCAUCCGUUCAAGAUUCCAAAUAUGGCCAGAAAGAUACAUCUGACCAGAACUUUGAUUACAUGUUCAAACUGCUCAUUAUCGGCAACAGCAGUGUUGGGAAAACCUCCUUUUUGUUUCGAUACGCUGAUGAUUCCUUUACGUCUGCGUUUGUAAGCACGGUUGGGAUCGACUUCAAAGUAAAAACAGUAUUCAAAAAUGAAAAAAGAAUUAAGCUACAGAUUUGGGACACAGCAGGACAGGAGAGAUACAGAACAAUUACCACAGCUUACUACCGGGGUGCAAUGGGCUUCAUUUUAAUGUAUGACAUCACAAAUGAAGACUCUUUCAACGCUGUGCAGGAUUGGUCAACUCAAAUCAAAACAUACUCUUGGGAUAACGCCCAGGUUAUUUUGGUUGGCAACAAAUGUGACAUGGAGGAUGAACGGGUAAUCUUCAGUGAGAGGGGCAAACAUUUAGCAGACCAACUUGGAUUUGAAUUUUUUGAAACAAGUGCCAAGGAAAACAUUAAUGUCAAGCAGACAUUUGAGCGACUUGUGGAUAUCAUCUGUGACAAAAUGUCAGAAAGUCUGGAGAUGAAUACCACCACUGCUGCCAGCAACCAGAAUACACGGCUAAAGGACACUCCUCCUCCACAGCAGCCCAACUGCAGCUGUUAAUGCAGCUAUCAGCAAAGGCUCCAGUGUGUUCUGUUGCCAAGAGUUUUUCAGAAUGUUUAUGAAUGGUCUAUAUGCCUUUUUUUAAUACUGUCUUAUUAAUUUAUUUGGGAAAACAGUCUUAUUUUAUGUCAGCAGUAGUUUGAGUAUGCGUAUGAAGAUGGAACAAUUAUUAGUCUGAAAGGAUGAUCCACAUUUUAGUAUCUGGCUUUUGCAUGCAGGCUGGCUAUUAAUUUCUCUUUUGCUUUUACUGUUUUACAUCACAAUCACUUCAGCUGGUGCCAUGUCGUCAGACCAUAUUUGCCUAGAAUUGUCUCUCACUUCAUCACUUUCCAGUUAUAUAAUCAAAUCUAUAGGGUAGUGGCCAGGCUGUUUUAGAAUAAGCCUCCUGAUUCCAUUUUUAUAUCCUCCUGACUGAAAAUGAAUUUAGAAGUAUCCUUGUAGUGAGACAAUCCCUCAUUCUGUCCAGGCCAUUUGUAUAAGGGACACAUACUGGAGCAAGUUGCCUACACUCAUUACAAUGUUACGCAUCCUGGUUGACUGGAAACUGUAGAAGUUAGAAAGAAGUUAGUUCCUGGACUCAAAGCCACCAGAAUUUUCUGUGAGUUUCCAGUUGGGUGGUAUUUAUCCAGACCCUCAGAGAUAAUACAUACUUCAUCCUGUCUGGAUAGCUAGUGUGUUUACUUUUCCAUGGGAGCUGCAUGUCUAUCUAAUAACUUUCUGAAACUGUACUUAAUUUCUCAUUCCAUCAUUAUGGAGAUCCCAAUCUUACCUACCCCUGUAGUGGAGGGUUGAUUAACUCUUUCCAUUUCUACCUGUGUGAGAUAUUAACCACAAAGUUCUAUAUUAUCACUGACAGAGCCAAAUCCAUUGUGCCUAAUUGUUCAUAGCCAAGAAUUUCCUUAUCAUGUUGCUGUCAAACCUCCAUGCUUUGAUUUUCAGAAUUUAAUCUCCCAUUCAGUCACUGAGACAGCCACCACUGGCUACAAACACUUAUACUUUACUCAGACUUGUUGCAGAAGAGCUGAUGGUGUCAGUGAACUGAAGUUUGACCUCAUUUUUUCCAUCUGUUUUGUCAAGAGAAUUGGAAUUUUUAAAACUUUAGGAGUAAUAAAAAAUUGUCAACAUUUCUAGUCUUAGGCUGAAUAUAUUAAUAAGAUGAGCAAAAGGCUGUGAAGAUAGCAGAAUAAAGUACACAAAUUAUUUUUAAUAAAGUGGUAAAAUAGUCAUAUUUCACAGUUUUUACUCCUUUAAGUAUAUGCUUACAUCUGUGCCCUGGAGUACUUUGUACAACUGCUUUACUUGCAUUACAAUGACAUUUUUUAACUAAACAAUGUAAUUGAAGAAGCACUGACUAUUUUAUUAUUCCAGUUAGGCAGAAUUUAGGCCAAGGUUGAUAUUUCUUAAACUGUCUGCAGUGGGAAGAGGAAGAUACACUAAAAAAAAUAGAAGUAACAUAUGGUCCUCCAAAUGGCUCAUAACUGCAAAGAAAUCCCUCUACAUACUUUAUGUUAUUUGAAGGUAAUUUAUAUAACUCUUGAUACACAAUAAGAGAAAAUGAUCCCUUUUUUUAGUCUGAUUAAAUAAUCUACGUACACUUUGACACAGUUAAAAUUCCUUCCAAACAAGGCAUAUAGACAUACGUAAAAUGGGUAUGCCAUGAGGGUGCCUACAUUGGUUGCACAACUUAAAUGAGUAAAUAUUCUUUGUUCAGUCUGGGGUUUUAAACCAUGUCUGUCCUGUUAACUAGUUUACUUAGGCACUUUUUUCCUAGUAAACUUGGACACCAUGAAGAGAAACCACUAUCCUCUUUAGGGCCAAUGAGCAGUCAAGCAGAAGAGGCAUGUGCUAUCCAAACCACAAUCCUGUCUCUCUCUGGGGUGCUGCUUUUCCCUCCUUCUAAGGCAGUGUGUUGCCAACUGUCCUGAGAGACUUAGGACCUCUUUACCCACUACCAUUAGUACACAUUUCUACCAACUGAUUUGAAAAAAAAAAGAAACAAUACAAAGUUGAGGAAGCUUAGUUUGAAACAGUGGGCAGUUUUCCAUGCUUUUAUUGUUAAUGUGCAGUUAUUCCUGCUGGAGAAAAAGGAUCAGGAGACCCUUGAGAAAGAAUUCAGCUUCCGCUCUCAAGUGAUUUAGAAAAACGUUAUGUUGUAUUAUUAGUCUGAACCAUCUCAGGCAAGGUGAGGAGAGAGAAGGAUAUAAUCUCAUCAUCCCUGAGCUUGGGCAUAUCCUGCAGAUGGCUAAAAGUGCAUCUAAAUGCACUGGCUAAAAUUGGCUAAAAUUGUCAUCUCUUGUGCACAAUGAAACAAAGAAAAAAAACCUGCAGUAAGAUGCCCCUUACUGCAGCCACAGUAUGCUUGUAUUCCACUGCAGUGAAUUUAAGACCCUCCCUGCCUCAGUAUAACCAUGUAGACUCUAAUGAUGGAAACAGAUUAUUAGUGUAUAUCUUUUUAAAAAAUCUGAGUGAUGGGUAAAGAGUUCUUUACAUAAAUGCAAUUAAUUAAUUGCUUUUCAUUUUGCAUGGGCAGAAGAGGAACAGCAAAGUCAGAGGGCGAUACUUCUCUGCUUCAUGUUUCUGAGACAACUAACCUCCCAGGCCUCCGCACGUUUGGCCUUCUGCAUGGGGUGGGGAGGAAGGGGGAAGCAGCUGCCAUAGUAAUGUUGUUCCUUAGAGUACCAAAAAUGUCUUAAAAAUUAAAAACUCAUCUAAAGUACAGCAGCAGAACCAGUCAGUACUUGAAAUCAAGGAAUUUUGUGUUGACACUCAGACAUUUUUGUGGAGUUCAGAAUUAGAUUAAUUUUUAAAAUUUUCUAAUAAAAUACUUGGAGUUUUUAAAAAUCAAACUGUUUAAAACCCUAGGCAAAUUGCUCGGACUUCUGAGUUGAUACUGUUUUGAGUAGAAGGUUGGAGGUGUGACCUGCUGAACUCCCACCAAACCCAAUUUAUGUUAUCAUGACUUUCUCUAAAAUUGAAAAUGUGUGAAAGUUCAAGUAAAUCUUUUCUUAACAAUUCGGGUUACCUACUAUUGGAAAAGUAGGCUUUGAUUUUCCAUCAGAGGUUGGCUUUUGCAGCCACAUGCUUUACAGAAAUACUGAAUUUUGUGCUAUAAAACUUGGUCACAUGUAGAUCAUGAGCAUCAUGAUCUCAGUACCUCUCUCAGCUGGAACUUACCUAUUGUAGAGAAACACUAAAGACAAAAAAGCUUUUGAAAAGUCACUUACUAUCCCUUCUCCAAACAUUCUCAGAAUUCUGAGGGGACUAGCAGUAUUGGUUUUUAUUUAAAUUUAAAUUCUAUUAAUUAAUAAUUGGGUAUCCAAAACCAGUCUGUGUCACUCUGGCUUGGAUCCUCUUGACUUUUGUGGUAGAACUGCAGUUUUUCUUAAAUUUAGGAAGGCUGAACGUUUUGGGAAAACCCAUCACAACUUGAUCAAGGGCCUAAAUUUAAACAAUCAAUGUCUUGUUCUUCACACAUAUCUAAUAGUCACAGAUUAUGAGUUGUUGGAAGAGACGAGCAGGUUUUGGUUAUAUCCCUGAUCUAUCCUUUAGCGUGGCAGAAUUCCACCUAGAGCAAGUACCAGGCUACAGAGCACCAUAUUUUACUAAUGGAAGAGGGGAUGGAUUAUUAAACUGAAGCCUGGGAUAACAGAUCCUAAACUACUUUCAGCCUCAUCACAAAUCUUGGUGAAAAAGUACUUGCACUCCUUGCACUAAUUUGUUGUUACUCUCAGCACAGAAAUAGAACUGAAUAUCACAGUCUAGCCACAGAUACCCCCUUCAGCUGAGAUUUAUUCAUUUGGUGAGAUACAGCAGUUGACACACAGAGCAUGUUAAAUUUCUGAGAUGUUAGAGUCCUGAGCUCCAUAGUGCCAGCUGAACUAAUACUACACAACCUGUUUUCCAAGUUAUGAUCUAGAUUAAAGCUUAUAGCAGCAGGCUAAUUCUGUGCAUGGCACCAGCCUUAUCAUGCUUUGAUAGAGUGUUGCUUGUUGUACCUUCAAACUAGUGCUCAGAAAAUGCCUUGGGAGCAUAUAGGAGCAUGGGAUUGACUGGUUCCUGCAGUGUCUCCUGGUAACAGCCUGCCAAACAGCUACCAAGCCCUGCUUGGUGGAACCUUUAGAUGCAUGUUUCGGUUUCUUUUAAGAGUUCAUGUUCACAAGGUCUAAGUGCAACUAACCUAAUGCUGUACCUUUUAUUUUUAUUGUUGGUGAUUAGACCAAUUUAUUUAUAUUUUAUUUAUACUUGUUCAUUUGCUGGUUUAAGUGCAUAUGAACUAGCCUGAUUUUCUACUCUUUCUCUCUGAACGGCUGUGUUAAGUGUCUGUUACGUGGAGGUCUUUGUUCCUUUGUGCUUCUACUUAAUGUAAUGCCUAGACAAACUACCUGAGCAACUACAUCUAUGUGGCCUUUUCCAGAGCACCAGUCUGAAAGAUUAAGUUUUCUUCCCAGUCUGCUCAGCUCUGUAUAUCCAUCUGUACCACCUUCUUUAUUUUAGAAAUGAAAUGCUAUUUCAGGGUGCACAAAAUUUGCUGGAGUUUUAUCCUAACUUUGAAAACGCUUUGAAUUUGCCAUUUUUUAGAAAAAAAUAGUCGCAAAAAUUCUACAUUUGAUGUGGAUGCAUUUGUUUUGUCUGUAGCAGAUAAAUGAUGCUGUAAUUGCAUUCAAAAAGAAGCCUUCUCACAAAUUCCACUCCUCUCCAACUACUCUUUUUUAUAUUUGUUUGUGAGAGGUAAGUUUUAUUAUCUGCAUUCUUAUAGGCAUCAGCUAAAUUUCUGUUCUGCUGACAGACCGAUUCCUUCUUGGCCUGUUUUAUAUAGACACACAGUGUAUAAGCCUAGUUCUUGUUUAGGAUGACAGAUAUGUGAGAUCAUGAGUUUGAACCUACAUAGAUGAGCCCUCAGGGUGUAAAGCAUUAUGUCUUCACCUAUGCCAACAGGGGAGUAAGUUGUGUUAAUUUACACCAUUUAAUCCAUACAUUCUGACUCCAGACUCUCCAGGGCUUGUCAUUUGUCAAGUCCCAUUUAAAGAGGCAACUCAUUUCAAUUAUUUGAGUGAAUUCUACCGGUUUUAUUUAUUUAGGGGUAAAUGUAGUUCACCUCCACAAAUUAAGCUUUCUUUCUUUUUUGGUUUGGCUUGGUUUAUCCAUGGAUGUUCAGUGAAGCAAAACUUGUAACAUAUAGUAUGCACAUAUACACAGCAGUACAUCUUUGGUACUCAUUCAAUUCCCACUGUUACUUUUUCAUGUACAGUGCCACCUUCCCUAAAUGUCACAGUGUAAUUUAUCCAUAAAUUGUCAUUACCACUGGAAAUCAAAUGUGUUACAUUUGAAGACCAUAGUUUUAUCAUCCACAGUUCUGGCAGAGGUAGAUGGCUUAUCAUUUGUAGAAUAAGGUAUUUGGUAUUGAUCUUGGGGGGGAAGCAAAAAUGCUAAUUUUCCAAUAACUUCAGGAUCACACAUAACAUGCAGAAAUGAAAGCUAGAGAUUGCUUACUACUUCUGGUGAUAAAUUUCCUCGAGUAAUUCUGACAUGUACCUGCAACUAGUGAUAAAAGAAAUGUUUGUGCUGUAAGUCCUGUUCAAUAUUUUAUCAGUAAUGUCAUAUCUGUUGUGACUCAGUUGGACCGUCACAAUGUGUAACCUAUAUACUAGUGUUCGUGGCUUUCAAAUGUCUUAAAUGUUGCAUGAAAUUAUGUUACAAAAAAUAGAUAUGUUUUCUGUUUUUGAAUACCUCAAAACUGAGGGAUCAUGGGCCAAUAAGUGCAAUAUUUAAUUAUUUACUCAGUGUAUGUAAACAUGUGUGAAAAGGAGACGCAUCAUGUAUGUGUGAUAAGCUGUUGAUGAUGCCUUUGUGGCUUAAGAUUUCCAGUAGAUGUACACGUCUUUUAGAAAAAUUCUAUAGUAAACACUUUACCAGUGUAGUGUGAGGAUAUUCAUAAGUAACUUAAACUAUUUUUCAUAUAUGAGACAAUGGUAAAAAAUAUUUGUAUGUUUACUGCAAGUGCAUGUCAAUUUUACUUUUAGAGUUGUGAUGUCCUUUUCUGAAAAUUGUCAUGUUACACCAACACUAGUGGGACAGCACUUUCAGUCAGAAGAUGCCUGUAACCAUUGCUAGAUUGUCCACCCAUAUUUUAAAGCAUGUUCUCUAGAAGCAUUAAAAGAACCUCUUAGAGCUCAGCAGUUACACUGAGUUAAAGAGUCAAUUACAUGCUCUGUUUGCCUGUAUUGUAUAAUAUCAUGUGAGCAUGUUUUCUUUAAUCUGAUACUGUUAACUCAUAAUACUUAUCUGAAAUACUAAAUAGGGGUACCCAAGAUGCUUGCAGAUGACUUGUCAAACUUCAGGUGGUGCCCUGGGUUAACAUUUUGGGAACAGCUUGAAGGUCACACUCAGCAGCACAGCACAGUGGAUGGUGACUUUAAUUAAGUCACUUUUGAAAUUAAGUUUCUUAACUUCUCUAGAUUCUAAAGAUGGAAGACAUAUCCUUAAAUAUAUUGACCCGCAUUCUUCACUCCACUGUUACAUGUCACUCAAAGUUCAACAACUCCACUAUUAGAAGUAAAGCUGAGGUACAAAUGGAAACAAAAUGCAGGUCAAAAUCUAACCAUGAAAUUAACAGGAAACGUCCAAUAAUUUAUUUUUACUUUCCUGCUAACCUUACAUAUUUCUAGUAGUUCUCAAAGAACACGAGCAGGGCCACCGGUACUCAGCAAAACCCUUGGGUACAUUUUGGACCUUUAAACCCUGAAUCACUGCUCUGCCAUGGGUUCCCAGCCAUGCCCACAGAGUCUGUUAAUUCUUGCUACAUCUUUGGUUUCAAAGGAAUGUGUCUUCUGUCUUGGGAAUUUGCUAUAGAUAUAAAUAUAGAUAUAGAUAUAGAUAGAUAUAGGCCACUGUGUCUGGGCCAUGGGAGGAACUGGUUUUGCUGAACAAAUUUCAUAAAAAAGUAUAUUCAUUGGUACCAUACUAAAGUACAUAAGAAGAUUUUUAGUGUGGUCUGAUGCAUUUUUGUGACAACGUAUAAGGUAGAUUUAGGGUUUGGUUUUUAGUUGGUGUUUUUGUUGUUGUUGUUGUUUGGGUUUUUUGGGGUUUUUUUGUGGGUUUUUGUGUGUUUGUUUUUUUUUUUUUUUAAUUAGCUUGAUCAGGAAAAUAAUGAAACUCUUAGGCCUGCUGGAAACCAGUAUCAAGGUUUUCCUUUCCUAUGUCAUCAGGUAGUUUCACUGAGAAAGCAAAAUAGCCAGACUGCAUUAAGUAGCACAGGACAGUACUUGCAAUGACCUGAAAAGUCCUUUUUAAAAUUCUCACUUUCUUUGUACCUUCUGCUAUUAAAACUUCUGCAAAAUUAUACAGACCAGAGUGAAAUGAAAAUGUAUAUGGAGAGAAAAUGGGGAUCAUUAAUCAAAAAAAGGAAAUUCUCAGCAUCAUUGUAGCUGAGCAACAGAAAAAGUAGUAGUCAUGAGAUACCACUUAAAUAGAAAUCUACAAUAUAUAACGUGCUACAGGACUAUGUAAACUUUUUAUUGCUAAGUGACCUGACAGUUCAAGGGCUGGCAGAUAAUUUUACCUAGAUUUUUUAUUAUUCCUCAUAGGCAUGCACAAAGAUAAAUGCUUACCUUGAAAAUACUGUUCUGGUUCCCUCAAACUAGCUUGUUAGCUGAAUUGUUCUUAAAGAAAAGUUGAAGUACUUGCUUAGGAUACCUUCACGAGGGGAUGAGACUCAAUCUGUGCCUUCUCCCCUGAUUCUUACUGCAAUAUAGUUACUGUGGUUUUAAAAAAUAUGUUAGUUAAAAUGCUGCUGAGUGUCAGAUUUUGUGAAUCUUCUGCAUACGUCCAUGGGAGCUCUUUCUGAAUGUGAAGUACAAAUUUUAUCUGUGUGGAGAGUUUUAAUUCUGUGAGGAUGUAGAGACCAUAUGUAUUCUCAAAGGUAUUCUCAUUGGAUAUUCUGUUUGUGUGUGACUUCUGUAUACCAAGUGGUUUUGUUUAAUUUUUUCUGGAUUUUUUUUCUUUUUGCGAUUACAAUAAAUAUUCCAGAGACUAUA
Myiozetetes cayanensis is the source of this 8840-nucleotide messenger RNA. It is a transcript of the gene RAB3C, whose product is annotated as RAB3C, member RAS oncogene family. The record is from RefSeq and is a predicted model, not a curated record. NCBI's taxonomy places the organism in Eukaryota, Metazoa, Chordata, Aves, Passeriformes, Tyrannidae. The transcript is spliced from 5 exons. Bases 124 to 807 code for a protein of 227 amino acids. Gene Ontology annotation, molecular function: GTP binding; GTPase activity. Gene Ontology annotation, biological process: regulation of exocytosis; protein localization to plasma membrane; protein secretion. Gene Ontology annotation, cellular component: synaptic vesicle; plasma membrane; endosome.